UAAGCGUUUUAGGGGAUGGGGGGGCUCUUUGCAUUGAGAUGUUAAGUGGGUGUGUCUAUAUAAACCCGUGCGUGGUCCACUUUCGCUUUUUGGCUGUUGUGAGGGAAAGAAAUUCGCUUCGUGAGAGAGGGAGAGAGAGAAAAAAAAGGGAGUGAGGAAAAAAAACAGAAUGGUGGCUACUAUUGACUGUGCGGACAAGUCCGACUCAAUCACGGCAAGUAAGGUCUCUAAACCAUUGAUGGAGAAGAAACGAAGGGCCCGGAUUAACAAGUGUUUGGACCAGUUGAAAUGCCUUCUGGAGAGCCACUAUAGUAGCACUAUUCGAAAGCGCAAACUGGAGAAGGCGGACAUCUUGGAGCUCACCGUGAGACAUUUGAAGCACCUUCAGAAAAUCUCUCCCACCUCUCCCUCCACACGUGGGGAACUUUCCGAUUACCAGAAAGGCUACCACAGCUGUCUGGCUAACUUUCAACACUAUUUGCUGAUGGCUGACACGGUGAAUGACCAACAGCGCCUCAAGAUAGCGCCCUUGAGCUGCAAACCGCUGCACAUCUGCAGGACCACGGACAGCGAUGUAGUCCACGCGGAAACGCGAGAAACGGCUUGGAGAGCACAGAACGACAAGGCGAUCUCUCCAAGGACCCACGACGCGUCUCAUUUUCACUCAAGUGAAGACACCACCCAGAAACUGUCCACGCGGUUUGGACCGGUCGCUGCUCCGACCACAGAAGCCCUGAAUAAACGAACCACUGUCAAAAAACUUCACCCCAAAAGUCCCAGUGAAGUUGGCAGCCCUCGUCACAAUAUGUGGAGACCUUGGUAGGGACACUGAAAGCUUCGCCUUUUUAUAGAAACGUUGUGAGCUUCUAUUUUCUGAAUAAAAAUGACAAUAAUAAGA
Messenger RNA from Hippocampus zosterae (dwarf seahorse), 898 nucleotides. It is a transcript of the gene hes3, whose product is annotated as hairy-related 3. Gene Ontology annotation, molecular function: DNA-binding transcription factor activity, RNA polymerase II-specific; RNA polymerase II cis-regulatory region sequence-specific DNA binding; protein dimerization activity. Bases 170 to 823 code for a protein of 217 amino acids. The transcript is spliced from 4 exons. NCBI's taxonomy places the organism in Eukaryota, Metazoa, Chordata, Actinopteri, Syngnathiformes, Syngnathidae. The record is from RefSeq and is a predicted model, not a curated record. Gene Ontology annotation, cellular component: nucleus. Gene Ontology annotation, biological process: regulation of transcription by RNA polymerase II; anterior/posterior pattern specification; regulation of neurogenesis.